CAGAAGGGAGGAGGAGACCCCUGCCCUAUCCUUCUUCUGGGAGAGCCGGAAAGGAAGGCUGGAAAUAACCAUUGGAAGAUGGUGGCCAUGAAGACCUUCUCUCUGCUGCUGGUGUCCCUGCUCCUGGCAUUGGUGCUAGGAGAGAAGGAAGAAGGUCACUCCAGGUUCCACACUAAGGCCAGCGGCUCCCAACCACGAGGUCCCAGGUACGCCGAGGGCACUUUCAUCAGUGACUAUAGUAUCGCCAUGGACAAGAUCCGCCAACAAGAUUUUGUGAACUGGCUGCUGGCACAGAAGGGGAAGAAGAGCGACUGGAAACACAACAUCACCCAGAGGGAGGCCCGGGCCCUAGAGCUGGCCCAUCAAUCUAACAGGAAGGAGGAGGCAAGGGAGCAGCAGGGCUCCCUACCCAAGAACCCCAGUGAUGACGGUUUGCUAAAGGAUUUACUGAUUCGAGAGCUGCUGUCCUGGAUAGUGGAUCAGAUGGAGCUCUGCAGGCUCAGGUUUCAGUGACUCUGACCAAACCCAGCUCAGAACUGGACUCUGUCCUUCACUUACUCAGCUCCUGCCUCAGCUCCACCCCCGGACACACCAAAGAAACCAAACUAAGUUCAAGCUGAAAUAAAUCUUUGUGCCCAUUGUCAAAA
Molecule: messenger RNA, 647 nt
Organism: Balaenoptera musculus (blue whale)
Lineage: Eukaryota; Metazoa; Chordata; Mammalia; Artiodactyla; Balaenopteridae
Gene: GIP
Product: gastric inhibitory polypeptide
Exons: 6
Coding region: 79-513 (144 amino acids)
Biological process (GO): regulation of insulin secretion; response to glucose; regulation of fatty acid biosynthetic process
Cellular component (GO): extracellular region
Molecular function (GO): hormone activity; glucagon receptor binding
Source: RefSeq, a predicted model, not a curated record